This is a messenger RNA of Mesoplodon densirostris (Blainville's beaked whale), 1035 nucleotides long. Its product is annotated as HMG box transcription factor BBX-like. NCBI's taxonomy places the organism in Eukaryota, Metazoa, Chordata, Mammalia, Artiodactyla, Ziphiidae. Bases 1 to 1035 code for a protein of 344 amino acids. The record is from RefSeq and is a predicted model, not a curated record. Gene Ontology annotation, biological process: regulation of transcription by RNA polymerase II. The transcript is spliced from 2 exons. Gene Ontology annotation, cellular component: nucleus. Gene Ontology annotation, molecular function: RNA polymerase II transcription regulatory region sequence-specific DNA binding; DNA-binding transcription factor activity, RNA polymerase II-specific.
AUGUCAAAGGAGAGAUCCUCAGACACCACCCAAGAGUCAAGACCUCAAGAUUUUAUCAGUAUUUCUGCCAGCAAGAACAUUUCUGGUGAGGUCCCAGAGGGUAUAAAAGCAGAACCUUUGACCCCUACGGAGGAUGCAUUACCACCCAGUCUAUCGGGACAGGCCAAGCCUGAGGACAGUGAGUGUCACAGAAAAAUAGAGACUUGUGGCUCCCGGAAAUCUGAGAGGUCUUGCAAAGGUGCUCUUUAUAAAACCCUGGUGUCUGAGGGUAUGCUCACCUCUCUGCGAGCUAAUGUUGGCAGAGGGAAACGAAGGUCAGGAAAAGGAAAGUCCUCUGAUCGUGAAGAGUGUUGGCAUGAAGAAAGCUGGACAUUUCACCAGAGUGGGACCAGUGGAAGCAAGAAGUUCAAGAAGACAAAGCCAAAGGAAGACUCUCUCCUUGGCUCAGCAAAGCUGGAUGAAGAAUUUGAAAAGAAAUUCAACAGCCUCCCUCAGUAUAGUCCUGUUACAUUUGACCAGAAAUGUGUACCUGUCCCAAGAAAAAAGAAGAAGACCGGACAUAUGUCCUCAGAACCGACCCAAACCAGCAAAGGAAGUGGGGAUAAAUGGUCAAACAAGCAACUCUUCUUGGCUGCCAUUCACCCUACAGAAGCCAUAUUUUCAGAAGACAGAAACACCACAGAGCCUGCUUAUAAGGUUACAAAUGCCCCAUCCAUUCCCAACACUCCAGAGCCAACAAGGGUGCAAGAACCCUUGGUGGGCAGUCAAAAGAGAAAAGCAAGGAAAACCAAGAUCACACACCUUGUCAGGACAGCAGAUGGCCGGGUAUCACCAGCAGGAGGUACUUUGGAUGACAAACCAAAGGAACACCUGCAGAGGAGUCUUGUUAAGGUGACCGAGACAGGCUGCAAUGACGAAUGCUCACACAACCGAGAGGCCACGGAGACGCGGAGCAGCACCCCGGAGAUGCCCGCCGUGUCUGCGUUCUUCAGCCUCGCUGUGCCGGCCGAAGUGGCUGCCAUGGAAAAUGCAUAG